Molecule: messenger RNA, 1017 nt
Organism: Medioppia subpectinata
Lineage: Eukaryota; Metazoa; Arthropoda; Arachnida; Sarcoptiformes; Oppiidae
Source: the annotation of a GenBank genome assembly
AUGGACAUGUCUAACUCAACCCGGCAAGAGCUGAGCGAAAUUGAACAUAAUUUCGGUAUAGAUGAUCCAUGUGAUGAACUAAUCCAACAAAUCAAGAAAAACAACCAUGAUGAUAAAUAUCCACUAGUGAUGGACAUCGGGUGCGGACCGGGAAAUACUGCCAUAAUGUUGGCCAAAGAGCUAAACCCGGGGCACAUCGUUGGGGUAGACAUAGACCCGGAUGUGAUUGCAUUCGCCAAACAACACAACGCUAUGGCAAACACUGAUUACUACAUUCAGGACAUCACUCAGGAGUGGAACCAAUGGGACAAAAGUCUUCAGAAGUUGGCCGGAAAGGUGUCCGUAAUUUUCUCCAACUUUACUCUUCAUUGGGUCCGGGAGUCGGACACUGCGGCCCAAAAUAUGGCCAAACUAUUGUCAAACAACGGUAUUAUAGUAAUGAAUAUCUUAUAUUGCGGUGAUAUCUAUGACACCGCCGGCGCCGAUAAGAGGGCUGAGUUGGAGCGACAGCUCCGGUAUCCCAGCGAACAGCGAGUGGUCGGCCAAUGGGUGACCGCAUUCAAGAGCGCCGGAUUGACUCGUAUUAAUCUGAAAUACUGGGAACCAAAGUGUAUAUUCCCGGCGAAUGCCUUUAAUGAGAUGAUUCAAUUGUAUAUCAAUUGGUAUAAACAGUAUCUGACAGACAGUACUGAUGAGAGUAAUGAUGACAUGAAUGCCGUCUUACAGGAGCUGAUCGUUAAGCACUUCGAGACUCGGAAUAUGUCUAAAAUCUUGCUCAACGGUAAGCAUACGAUUGAAUUCAGCCGUGAAUUGUGGACUUUUGUCUACUAUCGUAGUAAAGUGCUAUCGUCGGUGAUCUACGACCAGAGGGAACAGUUGUUUAUUAUAUUCUACAUAGAGUUUAUUGUGUUGUGUAUAUUGGCCUACAUUUCCUACAUUGUGGAAAAGGAUGAUAACGAACAGUUUGAUAAUAUUGCUGAGGCUAUGUGGUGGUCGGUAUGUAAAUGUAAUAUGUAA